AUGGGACAGUGGGAGAGUGCGAGGGUGGGACAGUGGGACAGUGGAAGAGUGGGACAGUGGGACAGUGGGAGAGUGGACCAGUGGGAGAGUGGGACAGUGGGACGGUGGAAGAGUGGGACAGUGGGAGAGUGGACCAGUGGGAGAGUGGACCAGUGGGAGAGUGGGACAGUGGGAGAGUGGACCAGUGGGAGAGUGGACCAGUGGGAGAGUGGGACAGUGGGAGAGUGGGACAGUGGGACGGUGGAAGAGUGGGACAGUGGGAGAGUGGGAGCGUGGACCAGUGGAACAGUGGGGCAGUGGAAGAGAGGACCAGUGGGAAAGUGGACCAGUGGGCCAGUGGGACAGUGGGUAGCAGGUUGGAGCCACAGAGCAGGACUUUAA
Molecule: messenger RNA, 381 nt
Organism: Knipowitschia caucasica
Lineage: Eukaryota; Metazoa; Chordata; Actinopteri; Gobiiformes; Gobiidae
Source: the annotation of a GenBank genome assembly